AUGUCAGGAGACAUUGUGGGAGUGUGGGAGGUGUCGCUGAGCGAUGGGCUUUACCACAUUGAGUUUGAACAUGGAACAACAACAGGGAAACGUGUUAUUUACAUAAAUGGAAAGGAGGCCCUGAGAAGGGAUUGGAUGUUCAAACUGGUGGGCAGAGAGACAUUUCCUGUUGGGAGCGCAGAUACAAAAGCAACCAUAAACAUCGAGGCAAUAAAUGGGUUUGCCUAUGAGUACACGCUGGAGAUCAAUGGAAAACAUCUUCAAACAUUUUUGGACAAUCGUUCAAAAAUUUCCAAAACGUGGGUGCUCAAACUGGAUGGUAAUGAUUGCAGGAUAGUUCUGGAAAAGGACACUAUGGAUGUGUGGUGCAAUGGACAGAAAAUGGAUACUAUGGGGGAAUUUACAGAUGAUGGAACUGAGACGCACUUUGCAGUGGGAAACCGUGAAUGCUGCAUAAAAGCAACAACCAAUGGAAGGAAACGAAGCAAAAUAGUUCAUUCCCUUCUGGUUGAUGGAAUCAGGAUAGAGGAGACCAUUGAGUAA
Messenger RNA from Triplophysa dalaica, 543 nucleotides. It is a transcript of the gene faimb, whose product is annotated as Fas apoptotic inhibitory molecule b. Bases 1 to 543 code for a protein of 180 amino acids. Gene Ontology annotation, biological process: positive regulation of neurogenesis; negative regulation of extrinsic apoptotic signaling pathway via death domain receptors; canonical NF-kappaB signal transduction. The transcript is spliced from 4 exons. NCBI's taxonomy places the organism in Eukaryota, Metazoa, Chordata, Actinopteri, Cypriniformes, Nemacheilidae. The record is from RefSeq and is a predicted model, not a curated record.